Nematolebias whitei (Rio pearlfish) is the source of this 1215-nucleotide messenger RNA. RefSeq names its product teleost multiple tissue opsin a (gene tmtopsa). Gene Ontology annotation, cellular component: membrane; photoreceptor outer segment. Lineage: Eukaryota; Metazoa; Chordata; Actinopteri; Cyprinodontiformes; Rivulidae. The record is from RefSeq and is a predicted model, not a curated record. The transcript has 4 exons. Gene Ontology annotation, biological process: visual perception; G protein-coupled receptor signaling pathway. Gene Ontology annotation, molecular function: G protein-coupled receptor activity. The coding region runs from base 1 to 1215 and encodes 404 amino acids.
AUGAUCGUGGCCAACACGAGCCGAGGCGGCUGCGCGCAGCUCGGCCUCUCUCUGUGCGCCGCGGACGAGCCGCCGCAGGAGGGGGGCGCCUCACAGCGGACCACCCUCAGCCCCACGGGCCACUUGGUGGUCGCUGUGUGUCUGGGCUUCAUCGGCACGUUCGGGCUCGUGAACAACCUGCUGGCGCUCGUGCUGUUCUGCCGCUACAAGCCGCUGCGCUCCCCCAUCAACCUGCUGCUGGUGAACAUCUGCGCCAGCGACCUGCUGGUGUGCGUCCUGGGGACUCCGCUCAGCUUCGCCGCCAGCACGCAGGGCCGCUGGCUCCUGGGGGAGGAGGGCUGCGUGUGGUACGGCUUCGCCAACUCCCUCUGUGGCAUCGUGUCCUUGAUCUCCCUGGCUGUCCUCUCCUAUGAGCGCUACAGCACCAUGAUAACCCCCACAGAGGCGGACGCCUCCAACUACCGCAAGAUCUCCCUGGGCAUCCUCCUCUCCUGGGUUUACUCCCUUUUAUGGACCCUGCCGCCACUCUUUGGCUGGAGCCACUAUGGUCUAGAAGGUCCAGGAACCACUUGCUCCGUUGAUUGGACAGCCAAGACAGCGAACAACAUAUCGUACAUCAUCUGUCUGUUUUUCUUCUGCCUUAUUGGACCUUUUCUGGUGAUUGUCUUCUGCUAUGGGAAGCUGCUGUACGCAAUCAAACAGGUGAGUGGGAUCAAUGCAUCACUGAGCAAAAAUCGAGAGCAGCGUGUGCUGUUCAUGGUGGUGGUCAUGGUGAUCUGUUACCUACUGUGUUGGCUUCCAUAUGGGAUUAUGGCCCUGUUGGCAACCUUCGGACCUCCAGGCCUGGUCACACCUGAGGCAAGCAUCAUCCCUUCAGUGUUGGCUAAAACCAGCACCGUUAUCAACCCAGUCAUCUAUGUCUUCAUGAAUAAACAGUUUUACAGAUGUUUUCGAUCCCUGGUGGGAUGUGAAGCCCUUCGACAAGGCUCCAGCCUUAAAUCCUCCUCCAAGCUUUGCACCAAGGUGAUGAAGGGUGCAGCAAGGACUGGCCACCACCAAACCAACGGUUUUCUAUUUAUGGUAGCCUCACUGGGUCAACCAGCCCUCAGCAUGCCCCAGCUGGCCCUGUCCUGUGAACCCACAAUUGACAUCACCAAAGGUCCCUCUUCUGACAAGCCUGUUGUCGUAUCCCUGGAGGCCCACUUGGAUGGUUGA